AUGGAGCGCGAGCUGCAAGGAGAGAGUCAGCAGCAGCAGUUUGGGGGUUUGGUCGCAGCAGCAGGGCCCCCCACCACCACCACCACAGCAGCAGCAGCAGCAGCAGCAGCAGCACCUCGAGCAGCAGGGGCCGCUGCAGCGCGGCGGAGAGGACGCAGGGGUGGGGCAGCGCAGCAAAGGCGUCUUCAAUUUGCUCCAGCCGCAGCCGCUCGCCUGCUGCGUGCUGGUCGACGGCCAGCAGCAGCUGCCCGUCGAGCAGCCCCAGCAGGAAGUUGUGCUGCACCUGCGGCGCUGCUGCAUGGGCUUUCCGCACAUUUGGCAGCAGCAGCAGCAGCUGCUGCUGCUGCAGCAGCUGCAGGAGCAGCAGCAGCAGCCCCUGGAGGCUGGUUCAGCAGCAGCAGCCAGUGUAGGCUGGCUCAGCAGCAGCAGCCAGCGCCGUGGACUGCGUGGGAGAGAAGAAACAGGAUCUGCAGCAGCGCGGGAGUUGCUUGCGAAGUAGCGAAAGGCGCAGCAGCACAGCCGCAGCAGCACAGCCGCAGCAGGGGGCUCUGCUGCUGCUUUCAGCAGCAGCACAGCCGCAGCAGGGGGCUCUGCUGCUGCAUUUCAAAGGCAAAUGGACUCACUCCGGCCCAGUCGGAGCAGCGAAACAAAGCUGGAAGAAGUAAAGAGAAGAAGCAGCUGCUGCAGACUGCAGCGGAGGCGGAAACGGCGGACUGCACUCACGCCAGGGCUCGUCGUCGAUGCAUUCCGCGGCUUCUUCGGGGAGCUCCACAGCCACCACAAAUUCCUAAAAGUUAA
Molecule: messenger RNA, 798 nt
Organism: Eimeria tenella
Lineage: Eukaryota; Apicomplexa; Conoidasida; Eucoccidiorida; Eimeriidae
Exons: 2
Coding region: 1-798 (265 amino acids)
Source: RefSeq, a predicted model, not a curated record